UAUGUUUUGAUCAUGGCGAAAUGAGGAGUGAUUCAUUUUCCGAUUAGGAAAUUCAAAUGCAAAUGUUCAACAAACAACAAUAACUCAACAACAAUGCAGGUCGACUAUUACAACGGUUACUUAGAUGUGAAAAUUCCAUCCAAAUCUAAAAGAGGAUUUACACCUUGGAAGACCUGGAAGAAGCAAUGGUGUGAAAUCAACCGUCUGGACAGCAUAGAAAACGGCAUUGAACUGAAACUAAGAUCCUGCAAAGAAGGGAACAUUCUAAAUUGCUUCAUAUUACCCAGGUCUUCCACAAUAUGUCGAACAGAGUCUCGAACCAAGCAAUACGCAUUUGGAGUUUUCAAUCUCGGAAGGAAACAGAAACCUCUCAUAUUUUUGAACGGCAGCUCAGAGACACAGACUCAGGAAUGGAUGUUGACACUCAGGAGAAUGCUUGCGGUUGCUUCGUACAUUCCAGUUGACAACUCAAACUUCCGUGUCUCCUUGGUCGACAACCAUCAUUCACGAGCAGCUGGCCUAUUAGGAACCUUUGGUGUUUUGAGCAUCAAUCAGCAGGAGUUAAGUAUAAACGAUCCUUGCACAGGAGAGGCCAAAAUUACAUGGAAAUGGUUUCAGUUUCAUCAGUUCCAUCUUCAGGCUCCUCUACAGCCCGAAGACGACCGGAGGGUGAUUGUUAUGCAUACCAGCAGCGAGUUCCCUGCCGGUCCGGGACUAAUUCUACUCUACUGUAAGCAAGCCUCCAGCCUUCUACACCACCUCGUAUCUAGGGGACAUUUUCCGAAAACCAAAAAUCGUUUGAGUCGGAGCGAGGGUGAUCUCGUCAAUGCCUUCAACAACUCCUUUCAUGCCGAGAGUCCCGUAUGUUUAAGAAGCCAAACUGGUAGCGAGGAUUCGGGUAUAAGAGCGUCUAUCGUUUCUGACGAUUCGGAGUACGUUGCAAAAUGCAAGGAUGCUUCAAAUUAUGUUAGCAUGGGAAUGGAUGAGGUAACAAAAACACCUGGUGGUAGCGAAACAGAAGAUUCCUCUUUGGACCUUGUAGGGACAACUCCAAAAAGUAAUAUUCCAAGAAACGAAUCUGGGAUUUCCUUGGCAUCAGGAAUAUACGAAGAGAUACCAGACGAUUAUGAGCGUAAAACUACAUCACAUUCAAAACAUACUAGCCACGUCUACGAAAACCCCGCAGAUGUCAUUGUAGAACUAAGGAAGUCGUUUUUUACACCGCCUCCUUUGCCUCCAAGGUCUCUAGAUUUUACUUGGAUAAACAGGACUCGUAUCAACUCCGAAAACAAUACGUUACAAAAUCCGCUAGUUCCGAGUUUAAAACCUCGCGCCAACACCAUGCCAGCUCAAGAUCUCUCAAAAAUAUCAAAGAUAUUCACCGCGGAAUCGGAUUACGUCGUCAUGAGUCCGAGCAAAACACAAGACACAGCCAAAAAACCGGAAGUUGAAAACUUCUACAUGCCAAUGUUACCACUUAAGUAUUUAAAGUUUAAGACUGACAAUAUUACGGUUGAUCUAAAGAAGACUUGACUUUUUAACAUGUUUUAAAUGUUUUGAUACUAUUUUAUAUGUAUUAUAGGAUUCUUCUUGCUAAUCCGUCUCACGUCAUCGAUCAGCUGUUCAAAUUUAUACAGCUAUACAGCGUUGACAAAUCGUUCUAAUUAAGCACAAUGACUUGGUUGUCAGAUCUCGAUGCCAAGCACCAUUAAUAUCUGUCUGACAAUCAUGUGUAAACCCAUUUGUUACUUCACAAUCAGUUCUGGACUUUCUGAACCACAACUGAAUUAACUUUUGUGACGAUUAAUGAAGCUAUAAAGAUGAAAACUAUACUACAAUCACAAUAAAGAUGCACUAGAAAUAAACGAACCAAGACACGUUGAAUGUUACGAGGAGCAAUGCCGAAUCAUACUUUACAAUGUGUAUACAUACAUUGUAAACCCAAAUCAUGAUUUACAAAGUUUAUACAUUGUAAAUCAUGAUUCGGGAGUGCUCUUCGUCACAUUCAACGUGUCUUGGUUUGUUUAUCUCUAGUGCAUCUUUAUUGUGAUUUUAGUAUAGUCUCGCCACUGAAGAAGAUAUGGUUCGAAGUCUCUUCGCCAUUCAAGAUUUAAAAAUCUCAGUUUUCUUCAAGCAUUUUCUGAAAAUAUCUGUAAAGCUCCUCUUUUACGAAUUGCUCUCUGAUUUUUAAGAACGAAUUCUUGAAGGAAGGGCAAGUCUCUUGAUUUUUUUCACAAUUUCUGAAGUUGCUAUUAUCACUAUUUGGACAAAAUCACAAUUGUUUAGAAUGUUUAGAAUUGUCACAAUGUUUAGAAUAUAGCUCGACAAUAAAGACACGUUGUUUUCCACUUUCGAGGUGUUUUCGUAUUUCACUACUUGUUUAGUUACCUUAAAGUGCCAGUUGUCAUUUUUUAUUGUUGGCAACACUUUAAACAAUGGGCGCCAAAUUCAAAAGUGCUUGAAUUCUGGUAUUAUCGAAGAAUUAUCAGUUAGUACUAGGCCGGUCCGAUAAAUACUUAGCCUUCAAAAGAAUAACAAAAAUUUUGGAAAAGUGGUGACCUAUUUCUGAACGUAGUCACCUUAUAGCUUGAUUAACUUGACCCAACGAUGCUUCACCUUCAUUAACCAGUCUGAAAAAUACGUUUUCUCGAGGCUUGCAAAGUAGGCUUCCGUGGCGGUGAUAAACUCCUCAUUCGACUUAAAUUUCUGCCCGGCAAGUGACUUUAGUAAAAGGGCAGAACGGGUUCUGGAUAUUUUCCCAUGUAAAAUCCCAUAAGAAAUCACCAAGGUCCAUUCUGGUCAUCUUUGACGCUUUUUAUGGUGGAGGCGCGAUCGCUCACGUCGUAACAGGUAGCAGAGAGAUGCUGUGGCUAACGUUGGACGCUCUGCUACCUUCUGCUGCGACGUAAGGCGAUUGCGCCUCCACCACAAAAAGCGUCAAAAAUGACCAGAAUGGACCUUAGCGAUUUCUUAUGGGAUUUUACAUGGGAAAAUAUCCAGAACCCGUGCUGCUCUUUUACUGACUUUUUCAUGUUUGAAAAAAAAAUAAGUCGUACACUGCCAAAUCUGGAGAAUACGGUGGAUAAAACAGCAGUUUGUAGCUCAAUUCGACCAAUUUGGCAACGGCGACUGCGGAUAUGUGAGCCGGUACGUUUUCAUGGUGGAAGACUACUUUUUUGUUUCCUAAUUGGGGCUGUUUUUCUGCAAUUCGGCGUCGAAUAAACCCAAUAAUGCGGCAUAGUAAAGAUCUCUUUCCAGGAAGUUGAUAUAGAUCACACUUCUGGCCGAUUGUAAAGUCUUCGCCCUCUUCAGAGCACGUUCGCGAGGUGACGUCAAUUGCAUCGACUGUUCUUUGGUCUCUGGUGUGCACCAGUGGGAUCAUGUUUCGUCGACGGUUAUGAAACAAUGUAUAAUCUCAUUUAGAGUGCGCUUAAACAGUCUCAGACACUGCUCUGAAGUGGUCUCAUGGUUGCGCUUAUUGUCUGGAGUGAAGCAACGCGGCACUCAUGCGCCUACAGCUUUCUAGCGCCAAAUUUCAUACAGGAUAUGCCACACGCCAUCUUUUGAGAUGCUUUUCAGUUGGCGGUCUGCCAAUGAAUUUCUUUCACGUUAUCCACCGUGGUAGCCGUUUUCAAGACGUUAUUACCUGAACAUGACUUAUCAAAAACCGACGUGCGACCACGUUUAAACCCAUUUAAUUAAUUUUGAUGGUCGCCAUCGGAGAGAAGAGUCAUAGUCAUUGAGAGGUGACUGUAAUUUUUUUGCAGACAUUGCUUGGAAUUAACCCGUAUAAUAAUAAUUGAGUUAUCCUCCCACUCAAAAAGGUCCGGAACAUUGUUUAAAUAAUCAAAAUGUCAAAAAAUGAAGGAAAAAUUCGAUUUUUUCUUCGUUUUUUGAUUAUAACUUUAAAAGUAUUGACUUCCGAGAAAAGUUGCACGCAAAUAAAAGUUUCGUAAUUAAAUUUCCUACAAUAUAAGAUUGUAUAAAAUUUUUUAAAAUUGUUAUCCUUGUUGCAAAAUAGCAAUAAUUGCGAAAAAAACAUAAAACAACAAGUAUUCCCAUUUAACGUUUCUCAACCAUUUCUGCUAUAUGGACCUUCAUAUUUCUCUCAGAAAAACUUUAUGAUAUGAUAAAACAAGACUGUAAAUUUAGGUAAGAUCGGUUGAAUAGAUUUUGCAAAAUAAAUUUUGCAAUCCAGCUUUCGCAAAAAAAUUAGUUUUUUCAAAAUGUUGCAGGACUGAAAAUAAAGCAGAUAGCAACUUAAUUUUUUUACAAAUAUAAGAAUACUGUACCUUUCAUUUGCAAUUUGCAAAACUAAAACGGUUAACUACCACGGCGUCAGGAAUUUUUUUAAAUAAACAUUAAUGUUUGGUGCUACGCGCAGGACGGCGGUGUUCGAUUCACACAAGCUGAUUUUCACCAAAAUUUCUUUCAAUCUCUAUCUAAUAUAUUAUUUUCUUACUCUAUAUUUUGUUGUAUGUUCAUAUUUUAAUUCCACAAAAAUCAAACUUAUUUGAUUGUUGUUUAUGAAAAAUUGUUUAAACAAUUGCAUAUGUUUAAAAAUAAUACACUUUUAUUUUCUAAGUUAAAAUAUAUGAACAAAGAAAGUUUUUGCAAAAAAAAGUGUUAUUUCAAAGGACAGAGUAUGUGUUUUUAUUUUGCAAUAAACAAAUUUAUUUAUUUAUUUCGAAAUGUACUAAAAAUUAAAUUUUAUCAAUCAUUAUCAAAGGUCAUUGGAAUGCCCAAUCAGAGCGAACGUAUUCGCUGUCCUGCACGUAGCACCAAAAAUUAAUGUUUAUUUAAAAAAAUUCCUGACGCCGUGGUAGUUAACCGAUUUUAAUUUUGCAAAUUGCAAAUGAAAGGUACAGUAUUCUUUUAUACGAAAAAAAAAUCAACUUGCUGUCUGCUUUAUUUUCAGUGCUGCAACAUUUUGAAAAAAUGAAUUUUUUUGCGAAAGCUGGAUUGCAAAAUUGCAAAAUCUAUUAAACAGAUCUUAAUGAAAUUUACAGCAUUGUUUUAUCAUAUCAUAUAGUUUUUCUGGGUGAAAUAUGAAGCUCCUAAGUGUAGCAUAAAUGGUUGAAAAACGUAAAAUGCGAAUACUUGUUUUUUUAUGGUUUUUUCGAAAUUAUUGCUAUUUUGCAACAAGGGUGACAAUUUUUAAAAUCUUCAGUUAAUCCUAUAUUGUUGGAAAUUUAACUACGCAACUUUUAUGUCGGUGCAACUUUUUUCGAAAAUUAAUACUUUUAAAGUUAUAAUCAAAAAACCAAGAAAAAAAUCGAAUUUUUCCUUCAUUUUUUGACAUUUUGAUUAUUUAAAUUUAAACUAUGUUCCGGACCUUUUUGAGUGGGAGCAUAACUCAAAUAUUAUUAUAUGAGUUAUUUUCAAGCAAUUUCUGCAAAAAAAUAUGAGUCAGCUGUCAACAUCCAAAUGUGAUAAUAUUUUUACAGAUGCGCCCUGGUCUAUCACCCUACACAGAAUUCCAGCGCUCUUUGAUUUCACUGCAGGAUUUUCCUUCCAUAAAGCCCGAUUCUCAUUAGACGUGCAAGGAACCGGACCAGCAACGGCUAGGCACAUGCUCGGCAAAAAUGGUUUCGAAAAUAACGUCGCAUGCAAAGAUGGUCGCUUGCCGGUGCUUGACACGCAUAGUGUGAAUUACAUCCCGUGAAGUGCAUAAGAUUUUAUGUAAAAUGUAUCUUGCCGAGCCGAUGCCUUGCCCAUGCCGAGCACUUGCCUUGCAUGAUAGUGAGAAUCAGCCUUAAACAAGAGGCGAAUCAACGACCGAUAUUGCUAUUUUUUCAUUUUUCUAAAAUUGACCGCUUACAUACGCGGUCAAAACCAUACUAAGAGUCCGAUUCGGCUGAGAUUUUGACAUAAGGCUAAGUACUUAUCGUAAUUGAUCACGUGAGACGGUAUUAGUAGGAGAACGAAUAUGUAUUAUACGCAAUUUGAUGACAAAACUCUAUUUUCGUUAGAGUUUGUUUUAGAGUUAGGUCAUAGAUGCACGCAACGCAUUAACGUCGCUAGUGCUAGUCCGAAGUAAGUAUUAUAAUUUAUUGUUUCGUUGCAUUCUCGUCGAAAUGUAUCGGUAAAUACAGUGCCGGCAAAAAAAUCUUUACAUUGCCAAAUAAAUCACCAAAUUUGAAGACAAUUUGCAUGCGUUCUGUCUGCGCUUGGAGGGGAGGGUAGGGGAGGGAGGAUAGCCUACUUGCGACGGCAAUUAUCUGUAGUUUACGGACCGCUUGGUUUAUUUAGGCUAUUCUGCGCGUUUGCACUGUAAACAGUUGGCUUUGUGCGGGUAGUCAGUGUUAAACUUCUUCUCAUUUACCGCGUAAAGUUUGAGAUCGUCAAAUUCUAAAUUGAACUCACAAAUAUGGGUUAAAAGAAACUCACAAAAGAGGAGAAGGUUUGUGCUUUAACAUUACUGGAGAAAGGAAACUCUCUAAUUACCGUAGCACGUGAUAUUGGUGCUUCAAGAGGGGCUAUUUAUCAACUGAAACGUUCGGCUGCAGCAUUUCAGUUGAUAAAUAGCCCCUCUUGAAGCACCAAUAUCACGUGCUACGGUAAUUACAGAGUCUCAUUUCUCCAGUAAUGUUAAAGCAUAAACCUUCUCCUCUUUUGUGAGUUUCUUUCGACCCAUAUUUGUCAGUUCAAUUUAGAAUUUGACGAUCUCAAACUUUACGCGGUAAAUGUGAAGUUUAACACUGACUACCCGCACAAAGCCAACUGUUUACAGUGGAAACGCGCAGAAUACCCUAAAUAAGCCAAGCGGUCCGUAAACUACAGAUAACUGCCGUCGCAAGUACGCUAUCCCCCGUUCCCUACCCUUCCCCCAGGCGCAGACAGAACACAUGCAAAUGAUCUUCAAAUUUGGUGAUUUAUUUGGCAAUGUAAAGAUUUUUUUUGCCGGCACUGUACAUUUGCUUUUGUUAAAUAUUGUUGCGUGCGUCUAUGGAUAAGACUGACAACGAAUUGCAAGAUUAGGAAAUUUUACACUGUUAAGGAAAUUAUUGACAUAUCGUUUGAAACCAUAGAUUAUAAUCUUGCAAUAUUCGUACAUUCUACUCAGGCUUUAUUUUGACAUAUGCUCUUAUUUAGGCUAAAAGUUACAAUUUUGCAAUCAUUUUUGUAAAAAUUAACAUUCUUUUGGGUAUUGUACCAAAGUUAUUGUGAAAGAAGGAUUUUUUGAGAACUCUUCUUACUAAUUAAGAAAUCUUUCUUUUAAUCUACUUUCCUUUAAUCUCUAAUCUCAUGUAUUCUUAAAUAAUGUUCCUUUAAUUUUACUACAAUUUCUCUCAAACAAAAAAAUGUCUAGAUGAAACAUGCAGUCAUUAUGGCAAAAAUUCAUAAAAACAUAGUUUUAUGUUCCAAUUUUCAUAUCGAUGAAUUCGUAUAAUAAUUUCAAUAACUGCGUUUAGAACUCUAUACCAACUCUAUCAGAAGCUGCUCCUAGAGAGCCAAAUGAAUAUUAUUUUGAAUUAAUUCCAGAUGUUUCUAAAACCAUAUUCAAAUGUUAGUUCAUUUGGUCUAAAGUCCAAAUAGAGUAAGAGUAGAAUGUAUAUUGUCGUUUUUAAAUGUCUUUCGAGACACUAAUUUGAUGAAACCUUGAAAUUUGGACAUCUUCACAAAAUACAUUUUGUGAAGAUUACUUAGGGUAAUGAUCUCAGGUUGUAGGGUUGAUUAUAAGAAAAUCACGAUAAUCGAACAAAAGGUGUAUUUUCGUCUAUACGUUACAAGAUCUCAAUGCUAACUAACUAAAAU
Messenger RNA from Diabrotica virgifera virgifera (western corn rootworm), 7758 nucleotides. RefSeq lists its product as uncharacterized. The coding region runs from base 94 to 1533 and encodes 479 amino acids. The transcript is spliced from 7 exons. NCBI's taxonomy places the organism in Eukaryota, Metazoa, Arthropoda, Insecta, Coleoptera, Chrysomelidae. The record is from RefSeq and is a predicted model, not a curated record.